Phyllostomus discolor (pale spear-nosed bat) is the source of this 2574-nucleotide messenger RNA. RefSeq names its product solute carrier family 30 member 2 (gene SLC30A2). Gene Ontology annotation, molecular function: zinc ion transmembrane transporter activity. The transcript is spliced from 8 exons. The record is from RefSeq and is a predicted model, not a curated record. Gene Ontology annotation, cellular component: plasma membrane. Bases 588 to 1733 code for a protein of 381 amino acids. Gene Ontology annotation, biological process: zinc ion transmembrane transport; response to zinc ion. Lineage: Eukaryota; Metazoa; Chordata; Mammalia; Chiroptera; Phyllostomidae.
GAAGUCGCCUGAGGAGCCACUUGCCUGCUCUCCGGGGAUCCAAGGUGAAUUCCUACAAACCAAGAUCCGGGAACUUCUCUGCGGGACGCUGCCAGCCCGGUGCGAGGAACAGAGCUUGAAGCCGUCGCCCACUCCUAACUUAGGAAAGGAACUCGUCGCCAGCCAGGUGGGCUCCCCGGGCCCCGGGGACACAGGGGAUGGAUGCUCCAGGGCAUCUCCCGGGCAUCCUUUGCAGCCGGCCACCCCUCCCCCUUCCCCCGCAGGCUUUUGCACACGACGCGUGGCAGGCCGCUUCACACGGGGUGGCAAGGGCCGGAUAAAGCGCUCGGCGCGCGGAGUCGAGGCUGGAACAGCGCGGCAGCGGGACGGUCCCAGCGCGGGCCCCGGCGCAGCCCGGUCAGGGGCGGCGGCACGACAGAGCUGGUGUGCCGUGUGCGGUGUGCGAGGGGCGAGCGAGGGGCGACGGGAGAGGGACGCAGGGCUUUCCCAGAAGGUGAGACGCUUCCUUGCCGCGAGCGUCUGGCGCGCAGCUUCCAAGGUUCACUCCGCUGGGCAGCCGCGCGCGGCGUCCCGACCCAGAGCGGGGCAUGUGGGGCCGCAUGAAGGCCACGGAUAAGCAGCAUCUGUUGGACGCCAGGCCCGGAGCCCGGUCUUACGCGGGGCCUCCGUGGCAGGAUGGCCCUGCCUGGAUUUCUGUGUCCCCACCCGACCCCAAGUUGCCAUCCAUCGAGCUGGCCGCGGAGAGCAACCAUUACUGUCACGCGGGGAAGGGUCCUGGCGGUCACUGUGACCCCAAGAAGGAGCGGGCCUGCCGCCAGCUCUACGUGGCCUCUGCCAUCUGCCUGAUGUUCAUGAUCGGAGAAAUCAUUGGUGGGUACCUGGCACACAGCUUGGCGAUCAUGACCGACGCCGCCCAUCUGCUCACUGACUUUGCCAGCAUGCUCAUUAGCCUCUUCUCGCUCUGGAUGUCCUCCCGGCCAGCCACCAAGACCAUGAACUUCGGCUGGCAGCGAGCUGAGAUCCUGGGAGCCCUGCUCUCUGUGCUGUCCAUCUGGGUCAUGACUGGGGUGCUGGUGUACCUGGCAGUGAAGCGGCUGAUCUCCGGGGACUAUGAGAUCGAGGGGAGGACCAUGCUGAUAACGGCGGGCUGUGCCGUGGCCGUGAACGUCAUAAUGGGGCUGACUCUUCACCAGUCUGGCCACGGGCACAGCCACAACCACGGGCAGAGCCAUGACACCAGCCAGCAGCAGGGGAACCCCAGUGUCCGGGCUGCCUUUAUCCACGUGAUAGGAGACUUGCUGCAGAGCGUGGGCAUCCUGGUGGCGGCCUAUAUUUUAUACUUCAAGCCGGAGUACAAGUUUGUGGACCCCAUCUGCACCUUCCUCUUUUCCAUCCUGGUCCUGGGGACGACCUUGACCAUCCUGAGAGACGUGAUCCUGGUGCUAAUGGAAGGGACACCCAAGGGCGUGGACUUCACGGCUGUUCGGGACCUGCUGCUGGCGGUGGAGGGCGUGGAAGCCUUGCACAGCCUGCACAUCUGGGCGCUGACUGUGGCGCAGCCCGUGCUGUCUGUCCACAUUGCCAUCGCUCACAACACAGAUGCCCAGGCUGUGCUGAAGGCAGCCAGCGCCCGCCUACAGAGGCAGUUCCACUUCCACACCAUAACCAUCCAGAUCGAGGACUACUCCGAGGACAUGAAGGACUGUCAGGCGUGCCAGGGUCCAUCGGACUGACUGCCUAGCCAGGUGCCAACUGGAGCACGGACAGGACCUACAAAUGGCGGGGCCCAGUGUCCCUCAAGCCCAGCCAGGACUCUGUUUACCUUGGCUGUUAAAGCCAGAUCCCUCUCCUGAUCGUAGCUCCACAUUCAGUGUGGGGGAACCGUGCCCACAGCAGGAGCGAGGCUCUUCCCCUGCCUCUCCCAUCUGACUGCAGCCAGCCCCAUGAUGGGAAGUCAGCCAGUGUAAAGCUAGUAAAACCCGACUCCUCCGGCUCCUGGGUCAGCUCCUGUUGGGCCUGGGUUUGGGCCUAAUCCUCAGCCAAUGCUGUCCUACCAACCACCAGCCUCAGGGAAAGGCGGUGAGUACAGUGAGGGGUGCUGGAGGGGAGCCUGGCCUCAACAUCCCCUGCCUACACACCCCGUUUCCCUUUUUCAAUCUGUCUUGCCUUUGCCCUAUGGAUCCAUAAGGAAGCCCGUGGACAGGGCCCCCUCCCUCUUCUGCCUCUAACAGUGAUCUGGUUUAAGGAGGCCACGGGGCCUGGGGAGUUGGGAGACAGGCUAGUGAGCCAGGGCAAGUGGAACAGGGAAACUGAGGCAGAGUUACAUGGCCAGGCCAUUUAUAGCCAUCUAGUAAAUCACAAAAUUCUAUCUUCCCCAACCAAGGAUGCCUAAGAGUAAAUGGUUUAUACUUCUUCCCAAUCAGAGAGUAAAUAUGUAACUUAAAUCACCCUACUCGGGGAGAUAGAUAACAAAAGUCCAAUUAGUGCCAUUUGUGCCAACCACACGCACGGAUGGAUGAAGUCAGGGAAUCAAUCUCAUUUUGGUACACCAGCAUAGAGCUGAUGGAUAGUCUA